Molecule: messenger RNA, 696 nt
Organism: Fusarium tjaetaba
Lineage: Eukaryota; Fungi; Ascomycota; Sordariomycetes; Hypocreales; Nectriaceae
Exons: 1
Coding region: 1-696 (231 amino acids)
Source: RefSeq, a predicted model, not a curated record
AUGUCGUCACUCCACGCCCCGGGCUUGGUCCCUUUGUACAAAGAGAACCCGCGACUACAGGUGGAGCGCCGUGUCAGUGUUUUUGGCUGUAUCCAUAGCUGGGCGGGAGCCGACAAGGAAUGGAUGACUCGGGAUAAACCUAGAAGUCUUUAUGGGCCCACAUUCCUCUUGGAUCUACAAUCCUGGCUCAUUGACGCCCUCUCAAUGCAAGACUUGGGUAUCCCCUCAGGUUCAUUCAUCUUUACUUUAUGGGCUGGAUCCUAUGGCGACUUUUGUACCGACCUCUUUCAACGGUGCGUUCACAUGGCCCUUGCAGAGGGCCCAGCAUUCGAUAAAUGCUGCGAACUUGACCUCUUCGGAUCUUCUACACAUCAGCUGUCCGCCACACCGGAUAAGUUCUUCUUCGACCCCAGAUUCAGGGAGGCGGUUGAGCACUUGCUUAAGAAGCCGUCGAUUUUGCGCUCGGACUUUCACCCUGGGGUUCCGGUAGACCCCAACGUAUUGGUGGAGGAAACUCAGGGGAUGGAAGAUGUGGGACGCCGUUUUUCCAAGUGGGACUAUCACACACGAAACUUUGGCUGCACAAUUCCCUCUGAUCUAUACUACGAUUUCAUUUUACCUCCUCAGUUCGAAUUCCAGAGCAAGGAGCAGUAUAUCGAGUCACAGGGAGGAAGGGUCAAGGAACAAGACUCGUAA